GAAGGACAUACAUUUCCAAUCAACAUACUUAAAAUGAAAGGUAUAAGACAGCACAUUGAUAAAUAUCUGGUUAGCUUCAUCGCACUUAAAUGCAAACUUUUUAAUCAUUAUAUGUUUAAACUUAUUUAACUUCCAAACUAAAAUAAGAACUUCAUUCAUAAUGAUCAAUUGAUGAAAAGAAACCUUAAAUAUUGUAAUUUUCAGAUGUUAUUUUCAAAAAGUAUAAUUUGAAAACUUGCGUUAACAACUCGUUAAGAUGACCAGGCCUUACAUAAGUUGAGCCUGCUAUUUAUAUAUUUAGUAAUACAGGUUUGUUAAGACCGUAAGGUUCCUAGGAUCAAAUAGUUUGAUUAAUCGUCUGUUUAGAGCUUUUAAACCCAGACAACAGUGGACUUCAGAAGACGACGGUUUUCGUUAUCGAAAAUAGAUAAGAAAGUUAGAAGCCUAUAACUGAAUAGGUCACCCACUGUAUGAUAACAAUUUACAUUACCUUCUAAGAUAACAAUACACACGUACCGUGUACGACAUCGUGGUCCAUAUCCAUGUUGAAUGGCUGAGUCGUCUAUACGUAAUUAUGUCAUUGUAUAUUGUAUGUAUAUAUGUGUUUCUAUCUAUUGUUUUGUUUACGAAUCGAAUGUCUUUUCGUGUGCUGUUACUGUACAUCUAUGCUUGCCCAGCCUCCAAAUUAUUGUAUGUAACGUUAUGUACUCGCUAUAUCAUGUGUCCUUUUCACGUUCACGUCACAGUGUAUUUUAUAACGAUAUAUGACAAUGGUUAAAACAGUAAUAGGCAUAUCACGUGAUGGGACAUGUAGGAACACUAGGGGGUGUAUGACUAAUUCAACCGUGUACUAUUAUGUACAUAUCGUGUAUAAAUGUUCCCUGAAUACACACAAUCUGAAAAACUUACUUUUUUUUCUCUAUGUGACUAGUAUUUUAUUAAUCAGCUGUAAUGAUAUUGAGUUAAACCCAGGUCCUCUGCGUAACCUAGAAAUUUCUCAUCUCAAUAUAAGAUCCUUAAGAAACAAGACAGAUAUUGUUGAAACUGAAUUAAAUAAAAGUGAUAUUAUCUGCCUAACCGAAACACACCUCACCCCUGAAAUACCUAAUACUGAACUAAUAAUUCCAUGUUACUCUGAAAAUCUUUAUAGGCUGGAUAGAAAAACUGGUCCUGGUGGUGGGGUCUUAAUCUAUCACAAAAAUAACAUUUUCACCAAAAGACGACAUGAUCUUGAACAUGAUGAAGUUGAAAUGAUAUGGGUGGAAAUUCACAUUGAGUCGCACAAGUUUCUUCUGGCUUGUCUAUAUAGACCAGAAUCACCAGUUAGAUAUUGGGAAAUCUUAGAUUCAGUCAUUGAAAAAGCUGUGAACACUAACUUAGAUAUAGUGAUCACUGGUGAUAUUAAUAUCAAUAUGUUAAAUCUUCAACCCCACUCGCACCUUGGUAGACUAAUAACAAAAUUUAAUCUUUCUAAUUUUAUCACAGACCCCACUCGUAUCACUCCAACUUCAUCAACUUCAAUUGAUAUUGUCUUUUCCAACAACAGAAAUAUAGUUAAAAAUGCAUCUGUGCUUCCUCCUAUAUGUAGUGACCAUUCUCUGAUACAAUUUAACAUUUCCUAUGCAGUUUUUAAAAAACAAACCUAUCGAAAGAAAAUUCUUAUUUAUCAAGAUGCAGAUUAUGAUCAGAUGAAUAGAUGUAUUUUAGAAAAAGAUUGGGAAAACCUUAUCAAUAUACAUGAUACAAAUGAAUUUAACAAUAUUUUAUGUGAUACAAUAAAGCACUUAAUUAAUGAAUCUAUACCCACUAAAUAUGUAACAAUUAGACCAAAUGAUAAAAAAUGGAUGACUAAUGAUAUUAGACUACAUAUAAGACAACGAAAUAGGGCUCAUAGGAAAGCAAAAUCUAGUAAUUCGGCUUUUCACUGGGAAAAUUAUAGAAAAAAAAGAAAUGAAACCAUUAGUAGAAUACGUGAUGCCAAGAAAACAAAUCUACUUCUAUUCCCCCACUAACACACAAUAAUUCAUUUAUUCAACAUCCAUUUGACAAAGCUGAAUGCUUAAAUAAAUACUUUGCAUCAAUAUCUACCACUUCUGAAAAUACUGAACCUAUACCUGAAACUACUAAUGAUUUUCCUAAUUCCAUAAAUGAUAUUGUUAUAACCCAACAGGAUGUUAAAGAUCAGCUAUUUCUUUUGAAUGUUAAUAAACCUGCUGGACCAGAUGAUAUGAUUCCCAGAAUAAUCAAACAAUUACAUCCAUCUAUUCUCUUUCCUCUAACUCUUCUAUUUAACAAAACACUUGAAACUGGUAUUAUCCCCCUCAGCUGGAAGAUGGCUAAUAUUAACGCUAUUUAUAAAGGUAAAGGAUUAGUUAAUGAGGUGUCUAAUUACAGACCAAUCUCUGUUACUUCAUGUUUUAGUAAAAUGUUAGAAAAAAUCGUUUUCAAAUAUCUAUAUAAUUACCUCAGUACAUAUAAAAUCAUUACAAAACACCAGUCUGGCUUUACACCUAAAGAUUCAACUGUAAAUCAAUUAUUGUCUAUUUACCAUACCAUUGUUAAUUGCCUAGAUCAAAAUAAAGAAAUCAGAAUUAUAUUCUGUGACAUAAGCAAGGCUUUUGAUAGAGUUUGGCACAAUGGUCUGCUUUACAAGUUGGAAUCAUAUGGUGUUAAAGGUAAUCUUUUAAAUUGGUUUCGUAACUUUUUAUCAGACAGAAAGCAGAGAGUACUAACUGAAGGUUAUACAUCAACCUUUGACCCUGUUCAAGCAGGGGUUCCACAAGGCUCAGUCCUCGGUCCGUUAUUGUUUUUAAUAUAUAUAAAUGAUAUUGUUGAUUGUGUUUCCAGUAAAAUUAAAUUAUUUGCAGAUGACACCUCUCUCUAUGGUAUAUGUGAUAAUAAUCCCAUUGAAUUGGCACAAAAUCUUUCCAAUGACUUGAGUAAUAUUAAGCUGUGGGCCACUAAAUGGGACAUUAAAUUUAAUCCUUCUAAAACUGAAUCUGUAAUUUUCUCAAGGAAAACUAAUAAGAAUCAUCCUAUUGUUAAUUUUUAUGACGCACCAAUUGUUGAAAGCAAAACACAUACACAUCUGGGCCUUACACUUAGUGAUGAUGCCAAAUGGAACCAACACAUAUCUAAUAUAUAUGAAAAAGCAUUUAAAAGAAUAAAUAUCUUAAGGUUACUAAAAAAUAAAAUUGAUAGAAAAUCCUUGACAACCUUAUAUAUAUCCUACAUAAGACCAGUUAUUGAAUAUGCAGAUGUUGUGUGGGACAAUUGCACACUAGCUCAAAAAAAACUAUUAGAAUCAAUACAAUUAGAGGCUGCAAGAUUAAUUACAGGUUUACGUAGAGGGACAUCACAUGAUAAAUUAUACAAGGAAUUAGGAUGGGAAACUUUGAGCUGCAGAAGAAAUAAACAUAAACUAAUUUUAAUGUAUAGAAUAAUGAAUAAUGAAACCCCAGAUUACCUAAGAGAAAUUAUUCAACCAUAUAUUCAUGAUGAAACCCUUGACAGAUAUCCCCUCCGAACAAACAGAUUAUUUGAUCCCCCUUUAUGUCGUACUGUAAAAUAUUUUGAAAGUUUUUUUCCGUCCAUGCUAAAUGAAAUGAAUAGACUUGCCCCAGAUAUUACUAGCAUCCAAUCUACCACACAGUUAAAAAGGUUACUAACUACAAAGCAAUAUAUGAAAUCUGAAACAAAUGAUGUUUUUAAAUACUUUGGCAAUCGUGAUGUAAACAUUAUACUUUGCCAAUUAAGAAAUAAUGCUAGUAAUCUAAAUUAUGAUCGUUAUAAAGAUCACUUAAUUGAAUCUCCAAUGUGUGAGUGUAACGGAUCUUUCGAAACUGCUGCACAUUAUUUUUCUGAAUGUAAUCAAUAUAAUAAUAUUCGCCAGACUCUCCAACGGAGUUUGAAUCAUCACACUCACAAUCAUCCGUGUACAAAUGUCCUAAUACAUGGUUGUAAUAGUUGUAAUGAUUUACAAAAUAGAGAUAUCUUAUCUCAUGUAUCAAACUUUAUAUCGCAAUCAAAAAGAUUUUCAUUAAUAUAGUAUUUGACUUACCCUUACUAUUUUUUGGAACAUAAUUAUACAUUCUUACAUUCUAAUAUAUUAAAAAAAAAUAAAAAAUAAAAAAUCUUUUAUUCUUUUUAUUUUCUUUCAAGUUAUAUGUAUAAAAGCUUUAUACCUCCCACAGUGAACUACAAUGAUAUAGUAGUACAAGAUAUAUCUAAUGUAAUAUAAUAUGGAAUUAAUUAGAUGCUUUAUUCUACCUUUGAUAAUUACUAAUUUAGCUGGUAUGUACACCUAUUGAAUGAAAUUGACUCUGGGCAGCUUAGAUGGGUUUUUUCUUUCUUUUUUUUGUGUGGGUAUUUUUGUGUUUUUUUGUGUGUUUUUUUUUGUGUGUUUUUUAUGUUUUCUAUUUUCUUCUUCUUUUUUAAGCUUACAUCAAGAUAUGGAGUAACUCCUUUCAAUUUAAUUAAAGAAUUACUACUUUACUUACAGGAGUUGGUGUAGCCCUACCUACAAAUUAUAUAUCUAUUUGCCGAAAUUGGCUUUUGAUCCUUAACAGUGUGUGAUGGCUAGUGUGUUAUACAUAUGGACUGUAUGGCCUGUAUCUGUUGAGGGAAUAAAUCCAAUAUCACCAAAUAUGUAUACCCAACAGUUUACCUUAUAUGAAUACCAGUAACUCAUUGUCAGAUACUUGAUGUUAUUCACUGAAGAUAAUAGUCUAGUAAAUAUCUCAAAUUAAAUAUCCCUAGUGAAAGGGUUACUAUAUCUCAAGAAUACUGAACAAGUCUGUUUACAUCAAGGAGUUACUUCCCCUUAUCCCAAACAUCAUAUCAAUGUACAAAUAUAUGUCUGUGUUUCUUACAACCUGUUGUCACUUUAAGGAGAGGACUUAGAUAGGCUAAGCCUGAUGUUAUUGACUAUUGCUUAUAUUGUCAAUAAAAUUUGUUGAAAUUAAAUUAAAAAAAAAACAAUUUACACGCUUUGCGUACUUAAAUUCAACAAUGAUAGUGGUGUUCAUACCUCGUACUCCCGAUUCUCACGAACAUAUCGUAGCCUCCCAAAACACACACGCAUACACUACACGCAUGCAUCUUGCACACAGGGUGUGUGUGUGUGGGGGGGG
This is a messenger RNA of Mizuhopecten yessoensis (Yesso scallop), 5132 nucleotides long. RefSeq lists its product as uncharacterized. Gene Ontology annotation, molecular function: catalytic activity. The transcript is spliced from 2 exons. Lineage: Eukaryota; Metazoa; Mollusca; Bivalvia; Pectinida; Pectinidae. The record is from RefSeq and is a predicted model, not a curated record. The coding region runs from base 765 to 2012 and encodes 415 amino acids.